Messenger RNA from Dromaius novaehollandiae (emu), 2512 nucleotides. RefSeq names its product 4-galactosyl-N-acetylglucosaminide 3-alpha-L-fucosyltransferase FUT6. The record is from RefSeq and is a predicted model, not a curated record. The transcript has a single exon. Lineage: Eukaryota; Metazoa; Chordata; Aves; Casuariiformes; Dromaiidae. The coding region runs from base 1248 to 2330 and encodes 360 amino acids. Gene Ontology annotation, cellular component: membrane. Gene Ontology annotation, molecular function: alpha-(1->3)-fucosyltransferase activity.
CAGCAAUGCAUGUAGAUACGCAAUUGCCUUCUCCGUCAGCAAUGUUUAACAAAUAUUGAGGAUGAAUUCCUGCUGCAUUUCCGCUCGCAGUUGCUCGGCAGCAGAAGGUCCCUCUGCAAGACUUUCUUCACAGCUGUAAGCCCCUUCAUCAUCCACAACCUCCUUUUCUUUCCCCUCUGCUUCACCCAUCGCUUGAGUACGUUGGUCAGCACAAGCCGAAGGCCAGGCUGAAAUCUGAACACUGCUUCCUCCCCUCUCUCCCCCAUCGUCCCUAGUCAGCACCUUCCUGAGGGUGCCCCGUUUCUCGAGGAGCCUUUGAGGGACCGUUGGGAAUCCAGGUAAACUAUUGUGCCCCGUCUUCCCUGGCCGCCCACUCGCUGGCUGUUUCAACAGAGCACAUCGCGUUAGUGGGGCAUGAGUGGUUUUUUUUUUAUUGCAGAAUAAUUGUCCCCGUCUCUCCCUUGGCCUUGCCGGCCCGUGGGGCUUAGCGUCUCUCCUCCGUUAGCCAUUACCCCUCGAUGCACCAGCUAAUGCUGCUGCUGCUCCCGUCUUGAGCACCGCAGUGCAGAGCAGCUGGAGAGAGUUAAGGUUUUAACCUUGUCCCGGCAGCCACAGGAGUGCUCGCACUGCCCUUGCGCAAGACGGCUUGAGCUGAUUUGGGUAUAAAUUAGGGAGAAGUGAUUUUCUGCAGCGCUGUGGACAGUCCCAGCUGACGAGCAGCAGCGGGGAGUUGGGGGGGACGUGUUUCCCUGCUCCCCCAAGAUUUGGGCAAGGAUGCCCAUCCGUGGGCUAAAUCCUCCCAGCUGGAGGCUGCCGCUGGGCAGACAUCAGCUUUGAACGCUGGCCUCCAGCACUGCCGUUGCCCCGAAACCGAGCAGGCGACUCAACCACGCACCCGAUGUCGGGCGUGCGAAAGCCGUCGGCCGGGAAAAGGGAGGUUCCCCCUUGGGGAAAGCAAACGCGAAGGCGCCAGAACGGCUCCCGCGGCCCUGUUGUGCGUGCACGGAGGCCGCCCAGAGCUGCCGCUUUCCGGCGGUGGCGUGGGAGGAGGUGCCAGGAACAAACUGUGGCCUAAUGCCCCACCGCCGUGCCGUAACGUGGGCCGGGACAGAUAGAUAUGUUUUUAAGCUGUUGGGAGGGGGCGUAAGGCAGCAGCUGUUGGGGCGGGGACGUGGCGCGGGGGCGGGACGGGUGCUGGGGCGCUGCUAGGCCCGGCGCCGCGCUGUGGGGCCUGCCGGCGGCCCCGCAUGGAGCCCGCCCCGGGGAAGGCGCCAGGCCGCCGCCACCGCUGCCUCGUCGCCCUGCUCGCUGGCCUCACCGCGGCCUUCUGCCUCCUGGCCUAUGCGUGGCACCGCGGGCCGGGCCCGGAGGUGAGCCGGGCCACGCCAGGGCCCACCACCACCACCACUGCCACGGUGCCGGGGCGGGCACGGCCCCCGCUGCUGGUGGUGCUGUGGACCUGGCCCCCGGGAGAGCGCUUCAGGCCGCGGAAGUGCUCGGUGCUCCCUGGCCUCCCCGACUGCCGCUUCACCACCAACCACAGCUGGCACGCGGUGGCCGACGCCAUCAUCGUGCACCACAGGGGCGUCUGUGCCGGCCCCGAGCGGCUGCCCCAGGGCCCACGGGCACCCUCGCAGCGCUGGAUCUGGUUCAACCUGGAGUCGCCCAGUCACUCGGCCAACCUGGGCGCCAUGGACAACCUCUUCAACCUGACCAUGUCCUACCGGAGGGACUCGGACAUCUUCAGCCCCUACGGGGAGCUGCAGCUCCUCAGCCAGCCCCAACCCUUCAGCAUCCCACCCAAGGCCAAGCUGGUGGCCUGGGUGGUCAGCAACUGGCAGGCAAAUUCGCACCGAGUCAAGUACUACCAGGAGCUGAAGCGGCACAUCGCCGUGGAUGUCUACGGGCAGCACCACCAGCCCCUGGCCCAGGACCAGCUCCUGUCCACCGUGGCCCGGUACAAGUUCUACUUGGCCUUUGAGAACUCACAGCAUGAAGACUACAUCACUGAGAAGGUCUGGAGGAACGCCUUGUCCAGUGGCACCGUCCCCAUCGUCCUUGGGCCACCCCGGGCCAACUAUGAGCGUUUUCUGCCCCCCGACGCCUUCAUCCAUGUUGACGACUUCACUAGCGCCCGGGACCUGGCACGGUACCUCCAGGAGCUGAGUGAGGAUGCUGCGAGAUACCAGCGCUACUUCCAGUGGCGGCAAUGGCUGAAGCCCAUGAGUAGGUCCGGCUGGGCCGCCCACCUCUGCCGGGCCUGCCAGGUCCUGCAGAUGAUGGAGGCCCGGUACCAGGUGGUGCGGGACCUGUCCACAUGGUUUGUGUAGCUCUGCCCCGUUGGGUUUGUGUUCAUCGCCUCCACCGGGGUCAGCCUCGGGCUCUGAUUCGUGGUGAGACGCUCCCUUUGCUGCAUUGCGUUUGCUUUCCUUUCGCUCUGUCUUGGUGAUGAUGUUUUUGGAGUUCACCUUGAGCACUAAAUAGCCUAAUAAACAGGCAGUUUGGUUCCUGC